AAAAACAAAAUAAAUAAAGUAUGCUAUGUCUUGAAAAAUAUUUCAAAUGAUAAAAUUAUAUAAUAAUAGAACAAAAUUAAUGACUUUACAGUUUGUAUGCAAAAUUUAUGAGGACCUGUCAUGGAAAAUGUAUAGUUAAUUUACAUAGAUAGAUCUAUGUACAGACACACUCAAGGGUUAAAGUAGUGAUUCAUCUGGUGCCAAGAAAAGUUAAAUUUGGAUAUUUCUCCCAUUUAAAACGUAAAUUCUCUCAGCCGAGUCAGCAGUUUUCACACAACUGCGUCUGGUUGCGUUUCGUAAAAUAUUUGUUUAUACUUGCAAGUGCUAUACAAAUCGAUAAAGCGGAAAUAAAAUAGAAAACAACAAGAAAAUAAGAAAAGUUUUAAUUUAAUCUAAGAAAUACGUAGCAAUAGCAGUGAAAGCGAUGUACGGCAUUGAUAAUUAUCCAAAAAAUUAUCAUGCCAGCGGCAUUGGCCUUGUCAAUUUGGCAGCCCUGGGCUACAGCAAAAAUGAAGUCAGCGAUAACUCUGCGCAUAACAACAAAGCGCCGCCGCAAUCGGGUCUGUAUCCCUCGUUGCCAUAUCCUUCAUCAGAGUCAGCGGGCGGAAUGCCGUAUGUGGUGAAGCAAACAGCACAGGCACAAAACGCCUCGUAUCCGGGUGCAAGUUUCGGCAUGCCUCCACCGCCUUCGUCCGGGGGAGCGCCCUAUCCAGGUGCAGGUGGCGGACUCUAUCCGAAUUUGCCAUCAGGUGGCGGCAUGCCAUUGCCGUAUCCGUCGACACCGUUGGCGCCCAUGCCAAGUGCUUAUCCGAGUGCUACGCCAUAUCCAAGUUCUACACCUUAUCCAAGUGCAACACCUUAUCCGAGUUCGACACCAUAUCCAAGUGCGACACCUUAUCCAAGUGCUACACCCUAUCCGAGUGCAACGCCCUAUCCCAGUGCUGGUUAUCCGUCGUUGCCAUAUCCGGGCGGUGCCAUGGGAAUGCCCAGCAUGCCCAUGCCAUAUGCGCCCUUGCCCAACACGCCAACAACGCCAUCCAUUUAUCCAUCUAUUCCGUCACCCUCGGCACCGCCCACACAGGAGGAGGAGCCAUCGGUGGGCAUCACCGAGCUGCAGUUCACCAGUGUCAAGGUACCAGAGAAUCAGAACAUGUUCUGGAUGGGACGCAAGGCGACGAGUGCGCGUCAGAAGAGCGUUCAAGGCGAUGACUUCGCAUCGCUGCGUGAUUCAUGCGUGGGCAAUGGAACCAUGUUUGAGGAUCCCGACUUCCCGGCCGACGAUUCGUCGUUGAUGUAUUCGCGUCGUCCGGAUCGUUACAUCGAGUGGCUGCGUCCCAGCGACAUUGUCGAUGAUCCGCAGUUCUUUGUGGAGGGUUAUUCCCGUUUCGAUGUGCAACAAGGCGAGCUGGGAGAUUGUUGGUUGCUAGCUGCAGCUGCGAAUCUGACGCAGGACUCGAAGCUGUUCUUCCGCGUGAUACCGCCGGAUCAGGAUUUCCAGGAGAACUAUGCGGGCAUCUUUCAUUUCCGCUUCUGGCAGUACGGCAAGUGGGUGGAGGUCGUCAUCGAUGAUCGUCUGCCCACCUACAAUGGUGAACUCAUCUACAUGCACUCGACGGAGAAGAACGAGUUCUGGAGCGCGCUGCUGGAGAAGGCGUACGCUAAACUACAUGGCUCCUAUGAGGCUCUCAAAGGUGGCACCACCUGCGAGGCCAUGGAGGACUUCACUGGCGGCGUUACCGAGUGGUACGACAUCAAGGAUGCACCUCCGAAUCUCUUCAGCAUCAUGACCAAGGCAGCAGAACGCGGCUCCAUGAUGGGCUGCUCCCUGGAACCCGAUCCACAUGUGCUUGAGGCUGAGACACGCGAGGGUUUGAUUCGUGGACAUGCUUAUUCCAUAACCAAGGUGUGUCUGCUGGACAUUUCCACACCCAAUCGUCAGGGCAAGUUGCCCAUGAUCCGCAUGCGGAAUCCGUGGGGCAACGAUGCCGAAUGGAGCGGACCCUGGAGCGACAGUUCGCCUGAAUGGCGUUUUAUACCUGAGCAUCAGAAGGAAGAGAUUGGCUUGAACUUUGAUCGCGAUGGCGAGUUCUGGAUGUCCUUCCAGGACUUCCUUAAUCACUUUGAUCGCGUGGAGAUUUGCAAUCUUUCGCCCGAUUCCUUGACCGAGGAACAAGAGCACAAUUCACGUCGCAAGUGGGAAAUGUCCAUGUUUGAGGGCGAAUGGACAUCAGGCGUCACUGCCGGCGGUUGCCGUAACUUCUUGGAGACCUUCUGGCACAAUCCACAGUACAUCAUCUCACUGGAGGAUCCCGACGAGGAGGAUGACGAUGGCAAGUGCACGGUGAUUGUGGCACUGAUGCAAAAGAAUCGUCGCAGCAAACGCAACGUGGGCAUCGAUUGCUUGACCAUUGGCUUUGCCAUUUACCAUCUCACGGAUCGCGAUAUGCAGGUGAAGCCGCAAGGAUUGAACUUCUUCAAGUACCGUGCAUCGGUGGCACGUUCACCGCACUUCAUCAACACGCGUGAGGUUUGUGCUCGAUUCAAGUUGCCGCCCGGCAAUUAUUUGAUUGUGCCAUCGACCUUUGAUCCCAAUGAGGAGGGCGAGUUCAUCAUACGCGUCUUCUCCGAGACAAUGAACAACAUGGAGGAGAACGACGACGAGGUGGGCUUCGGUGAGACAGACGAUCGCAUUGCACCCGCCUUGCCACCGCCCACACCCAAGGAGGAGGACGAUCCACAGCGCAUUGCCCUCCAGCGUCUGUUCGACAGCGUUGCUGGUGACGAUCAGGAGGUGGAUUGGCAGGAGCUGAAGCGCAUCUUGGAUCACUCGAUGCGUGAUGUUAUGAUUGGCACCGAUGGCUUCUCCAAGGAUGCUGUGCGAUCGAUGGUUGCCAUGCUGGACAAGGAUCGCUCGGGACGCUUGGGCUUCGAGGAGUUCGAGGCGCUGUUGACGGACAUUGCCAAGUGGCGUGCGGUGUUCAAAUUGUACGACACUCGUCGGUCGGGCAGCAUCGAUGGCUUCCAUCUGCGUGGCGCCCUCAACUCGGCUGGUUAUCAUCUGAACAAUCGCCUGCUCAAUGCGUUGGCGCAUCGCUAUGGCUCGAGGGAGGGCAAGGUGCCCUUCGAUGAUUUCCUGAUGUGCGCCAUUAAGGUGAAGACAUUCAUUGAGAUGUUCCGCGAGCGGGACACUGAUAAUUCCGAUACGGCAUUCUUCAAUCUGGACGAUUGGCUGGAGCGAACCAUUUACUCCUAAAUUGGAUGAGCAACUGUUUCAUCUUUAAUCGAACAUUUUAAACUAAUCUUAUACUAAGUGCCACAUUUACUUACGAUGCAGUCAGCAAAGUCAACACGGCGUUAUCAACUAUAUACCACGAUACGGAACGGAAAUACAAAUUCAUGUGCACAAUAAUUGAAUCAACCUUGGAACACGCUCUACGAUAAACGAUAAAAACGAUGAGCGAAUGGCAAAGAGAGAAGAGCGAGCGUGAAUAAAAACCAGAAAAUCAACAACAGAAUUUGCCGGCAAGCGCCAGAUAGUUGUAUAUAUCUUACUAUAUAUAUAUAUAUUUAUAUACUGACUGUCAAAAUGACUAAUGGCUAAAUUGCUUUGAGCCCAUUAUAAACACAACAGACACACACACAUUCUAACAUUCUAUGCUUUUGACAAUAGCCAAAAAGCCCGCAAGUACAAAACGAAAUGAAACUGAAAUGUGCAUUAAUAAAAUAAAGAAAUAAACUAUACGAAACUCAGUGCUAUAUAUAUACAGCAACCAUAUGGAGAUCAUAAUAUAGUCAUAUACACAUUUACAUAUAUAUUUAUUGGCAUUCUCUCUAUUCAUAUAUCGAACAAUUUGCGGCUAUUAUGAAAUAUUUUACAACUAAAUCAGUUGGGGAAACAAAGCACGUCAUAAGCAAGUUCUCUACACCGUAAUAACUAGUAUAUCUAUAAAUAAUAUUUAUCGUUCAACUCUAUCGAAGUGAGGUGCGUUUCAUAUUUAUGUGACACAAAGUUUAUUGAUCUGUUAACAAAUAUCAGAGCUUUUUUAAAGAAGUAACAAUCUUAAGAAAUAAGAGACUAAAAUCAACGAACAUUUCAUAUUUAAUAUGAAUCAACAAAUAUUUAAAAAAGAUAUAUUAGACAAAAUUCUAAAGAAAUACAAGAAUCUCAAGAAAUAUUUAUAUACCUCUAUUUUAUUCAGCAUAGAAUGAUAAAUCAAAAAGAUUUCUAAAGAAAUUCCUGCUUACUAUAUUUGUAAGAAUUAUUGCUGCUUUCCUAAAUAAUUUCUUGUUUUUCCCCCAGUGUCGUAUAAAUAAGAAAUGCACCUUUAUAGCAACUGAUUUAAUAUGGGGAAAAAUCACAUUUCAAGCGGGUUUUGUUUAGUUCAUAGUUUUACUUUAUGCUAAUACUCAUUAGUCACUGCAAAACCUGCUCUAGGAGUGAAACUAUGUUGUGUGAUAUUUCCCCGCUCUUAACUCGAAUCUUUUUUCUUUACGUCUUUGUUAUAAUUGUUAUAAACUUUGUAAACUAAACUUUUUUUGUAAUUUGUAUUAUGUAUUUGUUAAUUAAAUGGCAAGAGUACAACACAA
Molecule: messenger RNA, 4587 nt
Organism: Drosophila sulfurigaster albostrigata
Lineage: Eukaryota; Metazoa; Arthropoda; Insecta; Diptera; Drosophilidae
Product: calpain-B
Exons: 2
Coding region: 425-3253 (942 amino acids)
Biological process (GO): proteolysis
Cellular component (GO): cytoplasm
Molecular function (GO): calcium-dependent cysteine-type endopeptidase activity; calcium ion binding
Source: RefSeq, a predicted model, not a curated record